GCGCGCCGCGCCCCGCCUCCCGCGGCCGGCGGCGGACGAGCUCGCGGGCCCGGCCGCCCCCAGCCCCGGCCCGCCGGCCCCGCCCCCCGCCGAGUGCAUGAGGUUGACGCUACUUUGUUGCACCUGGAGGGAAGAACGUAUGGGAGAGGAAGGAAGUGACCUGCCCAUGUGUGCAAGCUGCGGCCAGAGGAUUUAUGACGGCCAGUACCUCCAAGCCUUGAACGCUGACUGGCACUCAGACUGCUUCAGGUGCAGCGAGUGUGGCGCUGCGCUGUCACACCAGUACUAUGAGAAGGAUGGACGGCUCUUCUGCAAGAAGGACUACUGGACCCGCUAUGGCGAGUCAUGCCACGGCUGCUCAGAGCACAUCACCAAGGGGCUGGUCAUGGUGGCUGGGGAGCUCAAGUACCACCCUGAGUGCUUCGUCUGCCUCGCCUGCGGGACUUUCAUCGGGGACGGGGACACCUACACACUGGUGGAGCACUCCAAGCUGUACUGUGGGCACUGCUACUACCAGACUGUGGUGACCCCUGUCAUUGAACACAUCCUGCCCGAUUCCCCCGGCUCCCACCUGCCCCACACAGUCACCCUGGUGUCCAUCCCCGCCUCUACCCACGGCAAACGAGGUCUGUCCGUCUCCAUCGACCCCCCUCAUGGGCCUCCAGGCUGCAGCUCAGAGCAUUCCCGCACAGUCCGAGUGCAGGGUGUGGACCCAGGCUGCAUGAGCCCAGACGUGAAGAAUUCCAUUCACGUCGGAGACCGGAUCCUGGAAAUCAACGGCACGCCCAUACGGAAUGUGCCACUGGAUGAGAUUGACCUGCUGAUCCAGGAAACCAGCCGCCUGCUCCAGCUGACUCUGGAACACGACCCUCAUGACACACUAGGCCAUGGGCUGGGGUCUGAGCCCAGCCCCCUGGGCUCUCCGUUGUACACCCCCAGCCAGGAGGCUGGAGGCUCUGCUCGGCAAAGACCUGUGCUGAGAAGCUGCAGCAUCGACACGUCCCCGGGCGCGGGCUCACUGGCCUCACCAGCCUCCCAGCGCAAGGACCUGGGUCGCUCGGAAUCCCUCCGGGUGGUCUGCCGGCCGCACCGCAUCUUCCGGCCUUCCGACCUCAUCCACGGGGAGGUGCUGGGCAAGGGCUGCUUCGGCCAGGCCAUCAAGGUGACGCACCGGGAGACAGGGGAGGUAAUGGUGAUGAAGGAGCUGAUCCGAUUUGACGAGGAGACACAGAGGACAUUCCUCAAGGAGGUAAAGGUCAUGCGGUGCCUGGAGCACCCCAACGUGCUCAAGUUCAUUGGGGUGCUGUACAAGGACAAGAGGCUGAACUUCAUCACUGAGUACAUCAAGGGAGGCACCCUGCGCAGCAUCAUCAAGAGCAUGGACAGCCAGUACCCAUGGAGCCAGAGGGUGAGCUUUGCCAAGGACAUCGCGGCAGGAAUGGCCUACCUCCACUCCAUGAACAUUAUCCACCGGGACCUCAACUCGCACAACUGCCUGGUUCGAGAGAACAAGAACGUGGUGGUGGCCGACUUCGGGCUGGCUCGCCUCAUGGUCGAUGAGAAGCCGCAGCCGGAGGACCUGCGCAGCCUCAAGAAGCCCGACCGCAGAAAGCGGUACACCGUGGUGGGCAACCCGUACUGGAUGGCGCCAGAGAUGAUCAAUGGCCGCAGCUAUGAUGAGAAGGUGGACGUGUUUUCCUUUGGAAUCGUCCUGUGUGAGAUCAUCGGGCGGGUGAAUGCAGACCCUGAUUACCUGCCCCGCACCAUGGACUUCGGCCUCAAUGUGCGGGGUUUUCUGGACCGCUACUGCCCCCCCAGCUGCCCCCCGAGCUUCUUCCCUAUUGCUGUGCGCUGCUGCGACCUGGAUCCCGAGAAGAGGCCCUCCUUCGUGAAGCUGCAGCAGUGGCUGGAGUCGCUCCGCAUGCACGUGGCCGGCCACCUGCCUCUGGGCCCACAGCUGGAGCAGCUGGAGCGGGGCUUCUGGGAGACAUACCGGCGAGGGGAGAGCGGCCUGCCUGCCCACCCCGAGGUCCCCGACUGAGCCCAGCCCAGACGCUGCCCCAACCCCACCCCAGAGCGCUCACCCUCACCAGAUUCCCCUCGGCUCCGGCUCCACAGCCAGGCCUGGGGCAGCCUCACUAGACCUGUGAGCCAGGCCUGGCGCAGCAGCGCCCCCUGCAGGCCGUGCCCUGCUCUCUCUCUGCCUGGGCCCCAGGCUGCUCAUACCCCACCUCGCCCCGCCUUACCUCUGCCUCGGUGGGGCCACCCUCACCUCUCCUUGCAUGACCUGGGGGGCCCGGGGAGCUGUGCCCUUGCACGCCCACCUAGCCACCUGCACCCAACAUCUGCCCAUGGUGUCCCUGAGCCAAGCUGGACUGGGAGGGGGUGGCCAGUGUGCCCAGCACCACAGCGGGUGUCUGUAUAGAAGCAGAUCAUGAUAAAACCUAAAACUCAGAGAGAGAGAGAGGCCCUGGUGCCCUCCUGGCCAUGGCUCCUCCCCUGCUGUUUUUUUUUUUUUUUAAAUCAAAGCCACUUUAGUGAGAAACAGGUAUGAUGCCUCAGGGUGAAGAGGGACCCUUGGGAGGGGGGAGGGAGAGGGGCAUGGCUGAGGUUCCUCCCUGUCCCUUCCUGCUCCCCAAGACUGCAGCUACCCUGCCCCUCCCCUGGCGCACCCUGUCCUCUGGGUUCUUUCUGUGUAAUCUAUUUUUUAAGAAGAGUUUGUAUUAUUUUUUCAUACGGCUGGAGCAGCAGCUGCUGGGGGCUUGGGGUUUUCUUUUCUUGGCGGGCGGGGGUGGGAGGGCCAUUUUGCCACCUUGCCUCAGUUCAGAUCGGGGACAUAUUAAAACUGUGAAGCUCUCUCAGUGCACUUUGAACUUGGAAAAGAAUCUGAGCAGGCUGAGGGGGGCAAGACAUGCUUCCCCCUGCCCAGAAACCGUGCAGGCACUCGGAACAAUAAAGUCUGUGCUCCCCA
Molecule: messenger RNA, 2971 nt
Organism: Perognathus longimembris pacificus (Pacific pocket mouse)
Lineage: Eukaryota; Metazoa; Chordata; Mammalia; Rodentia; Heteromyidae
Gene: Limk1
Product: LIM domain kinase 1
Exons: 16
Coding region: 98-2041 (647 amino acids)
Biological process (GO): actin cytoskeleton organization; positive regulation of stress fiber assembly; protein phosphorylation
Cellular component (GO): nucleus; cytoplasm; neuron projection
Molecular function (GO): protein binding; protein serine/threonine kinase activity; ATP binding
Source: RefSeq, a predicted model, not a curated record